AUAAUCCUCUCAGCAGUCCGAACUGUCCUUUGUAGUCUUCUGAUGUCUGAUUUCGUAGCUGAACCAAACCAGACUGUUAUUGAAGUGCAGAGGACAGACUCAAUGACUGUCGAGUCAUUGAUAAUUCAGCAACCUGAAUUAUCUUCACAAUGCAACUAUAUAAAUUACAGACAUAUACCUUGGCUGCGCCAUGAUUUUGCAUACUGUCAGAGAAUGUACUGCUAGUAUGAACACAUUCUUGGACCUACUUUAUAUGGGAACAUGGACACUGUCCCGUGACCCGAAUAUAUGACAUAGUAACAACAACCGUGAAAACCAUUUACUCUGCAGCUCUAGUGGCAUAAGAAAAGGGUUCAGUGGAUCCGUGCUUCAGAAUCUUACCAGAUGUAGUAGGUCAUCCUGGAAUUUUUUGCUGAUAUGAAUACUGAGGAUUCGGACACCCUACUCCAUUGACACUGCUUUUGGCAUACUAUAUUAAGGAAGUAUGCAUUUUCGGAUGCAGCCUUUGUUCUGCAUGCCCAGUUUCCCACUAUAUUGCUUCAAACUCUUGUAUGCCUAUGUUGACAGUCAAAAGUCGAUAGAGCUGUUUUGUUCUCAUGGUAAGAUUUAAUAAAUUAGCAUUUUUUACAUGGUUGUGACUUCCUCCAGUUUCCUAUAAGCGAUCAGUCUUUAACCUGUGUGGCACUUAAACCUCUAAGUUAAACAAUCAAUCAGGCCAAAAAUAAGUGUAAAUGUUAUAUAAUAGUUCUGAUUCUAGGAAGACAUAUCAAUAAUAAUGCCUUGGUCCAGAGUCUCUGAGUGCAAUUCAGAUCCAUUUAGCUGUGAAGUGAUAUUUACCUGUUUUUUACAUCUCUAUGGAGACCAUCAACAAGUGUGUCUGUGACAAAUCAACAUCUGUCCACUGAAUCACUUACCACAGUCCACAGGAAGGAGAGACACAUUUUGUUUCUUUCUGUCCUGGACUGGACACACAAACACAUGCAAAGAGAUGGAAACUCUGAUGGAGGGAAGGUCUGAGCGUUUCUUCCUAGCAGCAGAAGACCUCUUUUUAUCUUUGCUGUGCACGUUUGGCAACUGGUACAAUAGAUCAGGUCGAGCAGAGCUUCAUGGACAUUUUUCAAAUUUUUCGAAUUCCUCUGAAAACCCAGUAGAGAUGUUUGCGCACGAGUGGCAUGGAUUUCUCCCUCCCUACCACACAAGGGUACUCCAGAUAUGCCCCAUUUUGGCGUUCCUGGCCAUGCUGCUGACCACUCCAGUUCUUCUUGUACGAAUAAUGUCCCGUGUUGACCUGCGGCAACAGACGCGUUACCUUCUCCUGGCUAACGUUCUCUUCAGCGACCUGCUCUUUGUUUGCUUGAACAUCCUGAGUGCAUGCAUCAAUUCAGCUGGUGUUUUGAUGACGGAGUGGCCCUGUGCCAUGCUGCUCUUCCUAUUGGGGGUCUUAUACAGCUCUGGAGUACUAAGUGUCACUGCAAUGGUGCUGGAUACCUGUUUUGCAGUGUUAGCACCUCUUCACUACCUGGCCCUGUGGCCUGUGUCCCGAACCUAUGGAGCAAUUGCUGCCAUCUGGGCCGUCUCAGUCUUUUUCCCUGCAGCAUCUAUUGGCAUCUUUGUGUGGUACCACAGUACAGGCCCUUGUGCACUCCACAUCUGUUCAAUGCCUUUACUGAUGGUUUUAACAGUGAGCCACUUUCGCCCACUGCAUGUCUCCAUGUUGCUGACGGUCACUGGUAUCAUUGUCAUCCUCCUUCUGGUGUUUUCUGGUUAUAUCAUCCUCUACUGUUGUACCCGGAAUUCAGGCGUGUGGAAGGGCAAAGCCUCAUCCCGUGCCAGAGGAACAUUUCUUAUUCAUUAUCUCCACCUUUUUCUGUCUUUCUGUCCUAUGCUGAUUUUAGUUAUAGAACUGAUGCUUUACAGCCACCAGAGUAAGACUCUGAACCUCAGAGCCAACCUGUGGGUGUCUCUGGUUGUGUGUAAUGUCUUACUAAUCUUGCCCAAAGGCUUAGCACCUUACCUGUAUGGGCUCCGGUACAGAGAACUAUGCGGAGUGCUGUUCCAGUUCUUUAGGUUGAGGAGGCCAGCAACCAUCACACCUGUGAUGUAAAGAUAGUAGAAUGUGGCUAGGAGUGAAUUGUUCAUAUGCUGAAUUGAUCCUGUGAAGAAGACUUUUGAAAUGAGGGUUACUGUGCUUUCCCGCAUCUCCUUCAGUCAAAACAUUAAAUUAGCUAGCUUUGAUGAUGCUGUUAUAAUGCUCAACUGGGAUUUUGUUCACAGAAGGAAAUUAAAGCAAGUGAGAUUAAAAGGUUUGACACAUGAAAAUGGAAAACAUUAGGAAGAUCAUGGCAUUCACACUAAGGUUUUCAGAAUAAUCGAAAAUCUAAAUUGAAGAGUUGUGGUAAUUGGGAUAUUUAAGUACUUGAUGCAUUUUUAGUAAU
This is a messenger RNA of Myxocyprinus asiaticus (Chinese sucker), 2435 nucleotides long. RefSeq names its product probable G-protein coupled receptor 148. The transcript has a single exon. Lineage: Eukaryota; Metazoa; Chordata; Actinopteri; Cypriniformes; Catostomidae. Gene Ontology annotation, molecular function: G protein-coupled receptor activity. Gene Ontology annotation, cellular component: membrane. The coding region runs from base 989 to 2104 and encodes 371 amino acids. Gene Ontology annotation, biological process: G protein-coupled receptor signaling pathway. The record is from RefSeq and is a predicted model, not a curated record.